Messenger RNA from Penicillium bovifimosum, 1734 nucleotides. Its product is annotated as glycoside hydrolase family 13 protein. Gene Ontology annotation, biological process: oligosaccharide catabolic process. The transcript has a single exon. NCBI's taxonomy places the organism in Eukaryota, Fungi, Ascomycota, Eurotiomycetes, Eurotiales, Aspergillaceae. Bases 1 to 1734 code for a protein of 577 amino acids. The record is from RefSeq and is a predicted model, not a curated record. Gene Ontology annotation, molecular function: alpha-amylase activity.
AUGUCUCCAGCUCUAGUAACCGAAAAGUGGUGGAAAAACUCCAUAAUCUACCAAAUAUACCCAGCGAGCUUCAAAGACUCCAACGGCGAUGGAAUCGGCGAUAUCCCAGGAAUCAUCUCAUCCCUAGACUACAUCACAAGUCUAGGAGUCGAUGUGAUCUGGCUAUGUCCCAUGUACGACAGUCCCCAAAUCGACAUGGGCUACGACAUCUCCGAUUACCAAAGUGUCUAUGGACCCUACGGCACCGUCCAGGACAUGGAGGACCUGAUCUCUGAAUGCCACAAGCGUGGACUGCGAAUCAUCCUGGACCUGGUGGUAAACCACACCUCGGACCAACACAAAUGGUUCCAAGAAUCCCGCUCCUCCAAGACAAACCCCAAGCGAGACUGGUACAUCUGGAAACCAGCCAAGUACGACGCCAACGGCAACCGUCAGCCGCCCAACAAUUGGCGCAGCAUAUUCGGCGGCAGUGCCUGGGAAUGGGACGAGAAGACUCAAGAAUACUAUCUCCACCUGUUCUGCGUCGAACAGCCCGAUGUCAACUGGGAGAAUGCCGAGACUCGUCAGGCAAUCUAUGACGAAGCGAUGGAAUUCUGGCUCCAGAAGGGUGUGGAUGGGUUCCGCGUUGACACGGUCAACAUGUACAGCAAACAUCCCGGAUACGCGGACGCGCCUAUCCUCGACCCCAAGUCCGAAACACAACCUGCUUUCUCGCUAUUCUGCAACGGGCCCCGGAUCCACGAGUAUCUGAGCGAGAUGAACGAGGUACUUUCCAAAUACGAUGCCAUGACCGUCGGCGAACUGCCGAAUACACACACUCUGGAAGGCGUCUUGCGCUAUGUCUCCGCAGCAGAGAAGCAGCUGAGCAUGGUCUUCCAGUUCGACCUGGUGGAUCUCGGGCAUGGAAAGGACUACAAGUUCCUGACCACGGACCCGGGCUGGACACUCGGCGAACUGAAAGCGGCUGUCAAGAGCACGCAGGAUAUCAUCCGCGGCACUGAUGCGUGGACGACCGUUUUCAUGGAGAACCACGACCAGGGGCGGUCAGUGAGUCGAUUCGGUUCUGACAAGACGCCCGAGUGGCGCGUUCGGUCGGCGAAAAUGCUCGCCAUGAUGCAGAGCACGCUUUCUGGCACGCAGUAUAUUUACCAGGGUCAGGAGAUUGGUAUGGUGAAUGCGCCGCGGGAGUGGACGAUUGAUGAAUACAAAGAUAUCGAUAGCUCGAAUUAUUAUCGCAUGGUCAGCAAAGUGUCGAACAAUGACCCUGUCGCACUGGAGACUGCUAUGGAUGCUCUGCAGCGGCUGGCGAGAGAUCAUUCCAGACUUCCGAUGCAGUGGAGUGAUGAGGCUUAUGCUGGGUUUUCACCUGCUACGUCGGCGAAGCCUUGGAUGCGUCCGCAUGAUAAUUACCCUGAGGUCAAUGUGAAGUUGCAGGAGAAGGAUGGGGGUUCUGUUCUUGAGUUCUGGAAGAAGAUGACUGAGCUGCGCAAGCAAUAUGCUGAUCUCUUGGUCUUUGGGGACUUUGAUAUUCUUGACGAGGAGAAUGAGAGUGUCUUCACGUACACCAAGUCUAGUCGGGAUCGGACUGUCUUGGUGAUUCUUAACUUCUCGGAUAGAUCCCAGAAGUUCGAAACGCCGGAGACUUUGAAGGGUGAAUGGAAGUUGUUGGCUGGCAAUGUUGAUGAUAUUCAAGAGGAAUUACAGGCGUUUGAGGGACGGGUCUUUUUGGUUUGA